AUGUGGCGCGCGCGUCCGAGCGGCGGCGGAGGCGCGGGCACCGCCGCCGGCGCCGGCGGCCGCCCGCAGUGCCAGCGAUGCCUCAAGUUCGGCAAGUGGACGUUCGAGUGCUGCAAGGACGCGUCGUCGCGGGUGUACGUCUCUCGGCCGUCGCGGACGGCGCAGCUCAAGAAUCCAAAGGUUCGGCAGCGAUUCGCGGACGCCGCGGAUCAGCCGCCGGACCUACGGAAAGAGGAGAAGGAGCGAAGAGCGGCGAUCAUCGGGAAGGUGAAGGGGCCCCGAGCGAAGAGGCACCGCCGAUCGAUCGAUCGAUCGGAUCGCGCGGGAGACGAGCGGGCGGAUCGCGCGCGCGCGCGUCGGUCGCGGGCUCGAACGCGUGCGCGGUGCUCGCGCCGACGACGACGACGACGACGACGACAAGUUCGCGCGGGGGGUGCGCGUGCGGACGGCGACCGUCGCGCGGGGGCGGUGUGCGGGGGCGUGCCGUCGCCGCCGCCGCUUCGAUCGAAAGUCGUCAGGCGAUGA
Micromonas pusilla CCMP1545 is the source of this 525-nucleotide messenger RNA. RefSeq lists its product as uncharacterized. The coding region runs from base 1 to 525 and encodes 174 amino acids. The transcript has a single exon. Lineage: Eukaryota; Viridiplantae; Chlorophyta; Mamiellophyceae; Mamiellales; Mamiellaceae. The record is from RefSeq and is a predicted model, not a curated record.